Molecule: messenger RNA, 1816 nt
Organism: Thamnophis elegans (Western terrestrial garter snake)
Lineage: Eukaryota; Metazoa; Chordata; Lepidosauria; Squamata; Natricidae
Gene: PRMT3
Product: protein arginine methyltransferase 3
Biological process (GO): peptidyl-arginine methylation
Cellular component (GO): nucleus
Molecular function (GO): protein-arginine N-methyltransferase activity
Source: RefSeq, a predicted model, not a curated record
ACCCGGAAGUGAGGAUCAGCCUCUCGCUCCACGUGGGAAGAGUCUGGUCUGUGUGUUGUUAUCGUGGGAACUUUCGCCGAAGGGUUUGAACUUUUAACGGGUUGCAGAGUUAUGAGUGCCGGGAAAUCUGCGGAGAUCGGCGAACCGGAGGGACCGGCACAAAGUGGCUCCAGCCUUUGUUUGUCGGAUAGCGAGAAUGAAGAUGCUUGGGAGGAGGAAGAGGAGGAUGGUGCCGACGAUCCCAGCGCCGGGAUGGAGGGACCUUCUCAGAGCACUCCCUGCCUUUUCUGCAACAGAUUUUUCAGUUCAGCUGAAGAUAGUUUUUGCCAUUGUACCUCAGACCAUGGGUUCAGUAUUGAGAUGAUGGUUCAAAAACAUAGGCUUGAUUUCUAUGGGUACAUUAAGCUAGUAAAUUUUAUUAGGCUGCAGAAGCCAGAUGCAGAAUAUGUUAAUUCUCUUAGACCUCCAUUUCCUUGGAAUGAAGAUAACUAUUUGAAGCCUGUAAUAGAAAAUGACUUACUACUACAGUUUGAUGUAGAAGACCUCCUUGAUUCUCCCAGUAUCUCCUGUCCUAAUGGAGUAUCUGAGGCUUCAUCUCUCCUUGAAUGUUUGAAAAAUGCUGAGCACAGAACUGAGUUGGCAGAAGCUGCAUUGGCCAGAGCCCAAGAUGAUCUACAGAAAAUGAGGCAAUUUACGCAGGAUUUGGUGAUGAACACAGAAAUCGGAAGUAGCUCAUCCGCCAGCACGACUGGGAACUUAAAAGAGGAUGAGGAAGAUGUUUACUUCAGCUCAUACGGGCACUUUGGGAUCCAUGAAGAAAUGCUAAAGGAUAAAGUGCGUACUGAAAGCUAUCGUGACUUCAUUUAUCUAAACCCACACAUCUUUAGAGAUAAGAUUGUCCUAGAUGUUGGAUGUGGCACUGGAAUCCUUUCCAUGUUUGCUGCCAAAGCAGGUGCAAAAAAGGUGAUAGGAGUGGAUCAAUCUGAAAUCAUUUAUCAAGCCAUGGACAUCAUUAGGCUCAAUGGACUUGAAGAUAGUAUUAUUUGAUCAAAGAAGAAUGAAGAAGUUGAUAUACCUGUUGAAAAAGUUGAUGUUAUCAUAUCGGAAUGGAUGGGCUAUUUCCUCCUCUUUGAGUCUAUGCUGGAUUCAGUCAUUUAUGCAAGGGACAAAUAUUUGAUCAAAGGAGGCUCAGUGUAUCCUGACUCCUGUUCCAUUAGCCUGGUGGCUGUAAGUGAUAUCGCUAAGCAUACCGAUCAAUUGACUUUCUGGGAUGAUGUAUAUGGCUUCAAUAUGUCCUGCAUGAAAAAGGUGGUAAUGCCUGAAGCAGUUGUGGACGUCUUAGAUUCGAGGACUCUCAUAUCUGAAGCUUGUAUCAUCAAGCGGAUAGACUGCCAUGUUGUCUCAGUUCCAGAAUUGGAAUUUUCAUCUGACUUCGUCUUGAUGGUCACCAAGACUUCCAUGUGUACGGCAAUUGCUGGAUAUUUUGAUGUGCAUUUUGAGAAAAAUUGUAACAAACAAAUCCUGCUUUCAACUAGUCCCUGUUGUACCAAGACACACUGGAAACAAACAAUGUUUUUUCUGGAAAAACCAAUUUCUGUCGAAGAAGGUGAAGAACUGAAAGGAAGGAUAACAAUACACAGAAACCGAAAAGAUCUCCGUGCCCUCAUUGUAACACUUUCAAUUAAAAAUGUGAAACAAACAUACAGUCUACAGUAAACAUUGCCCCACAAUCAGCUUGAGAAGCUCAUUUCAAUUACCAGAUGUUUGUUUUUGAAGCAGAAAAACCUGGAUAAAAUAUUAAAUUAAUUUGGUUCUA